Carlito syrichta (Philippine tarsier) is the source of this 5476-nucleotide messenger RNA. RefSeq names its product periplakin (gene PPL). Gene Ontology annotation, molecular function: cadherin binding; structural molecule activity. The transcript has 21 exons. Gene Ontology annotation, cellular component: intermediate filament; cytoplasm; cytoskeleton. NCBI's taxonomy places the organism in Eukaryota, Metazoa, Chordata, Mammalia, Primates, Tarsiidae. Gene Ontology annotation, biological process: intermediate filament cytoskeleton organization; wound healing. Bases 90 to 5207 code for a protein of 1705 amino acids. The record is from RefSeq and is a predicted model, not a curated record.
UCUCCAACAGGGAACUCUCGGAGCUGAUCGAGCAGCUGCAGAAGAAUGCUGACCAGGUGGAGAGGAACAUUGUGGACACGGAGGCCAAGAUGCAGAGCGACCUGGUCCGGCUGCAGGAGGGCCAGCAGCCCGAGCACCGGGAUGUGGCCCUGCAGAAGGUGUCGGAUUCAGAGAAGCUGCUGUACGUGCUGGAGGCAGACGCGGCCAUCGCCAAGCACAUGCGGCAUCCCCAGGGGGACAUGAUCGCUGAGGACAUCCGUCAGCUGAAGGAGCGUGUGACCAACCUGCGCGGGAAGCAUAAGCAGAUCUACAACCUGGCUGCGAAAGAGGUCGACCCACAGAUCAACUGGGCGGUACUGGUGGAUGAGAAGCUGGACAAGCUGAGCAGCCAGAGCUUUGGGACAGACCUGCCUCUGGUAGACCACCAGGUAGAGGAGCACAACAUCUUCCACAACGAGGUCAAGGCCAUCGGACUCCACCUGGCCAAGGACGGCGAGAAGGAGCAGAACAGCGAACUCCAGGCCAAGUACCAGAAACUGCUGGCAGCAUCCCAGGCACGGCAGCAGCACCUGAGCUCCCUGCAAGACUAUAUGCAGCGCUGCACCAACGAACUGUACUGGCUGGACCAGCAGGCCCGCGGCCGCAUGCAGUACGACUGGAGCGACCGCAACCUCGACUACCCUAGCCGCCGGCGCCAGUAUGAGAAUUUCAUUAAUCGGAACCUGGAGGCCAAGGAGGCGAGGAUCAAUAAGCUGCACAGCGAGGGUGACCAGCUGCUCGCAGCUGAGCACCCCGGGAAGAACUCCAUUGAGGCGCACAUGGAGGCUGUGCACGCGGACUGGAAGGAGUACCUCAACUUGCUCAUCUGUGAAGAAAGCCACUUGAAGUACAUGGAAGACUUCCACCAGUUCCACAAAGACAUGAAGGACGCCCAGGAGCUGCUGCGCAAAGUGGACUCGGACCUGAACCAGAAAUACAGCCCGGACUUCAAGGACCGUUACCAGAUAGAGCUGCUGCUGCGGGAGUUGGAUGACCAGGAAAAGGCCCUGGACAAGUACGAGGACGUGGUGCGGGGACUGCAGAGGCGAGGGCAGCAGGUGGUGCCGCUCCGGUACCGCCGGGAGACGCCGCUCAAGCCCAUCCCCGUGGAGGCGCUCUGUGACUUCGAGGGGGACCAGGGCCUGAUCUCACGGGGCUACAGCUACACGCUGCACAAGAACAACGGGGAGAGCUGGGAGCUGGUGGACAGCGCCGGGAACAAGCUGACUGCCCCGGCUGUGUGCUUCAUGAUCCCCCCCACUGACCCUGAGGCCCUGGCUCUGGCAGACAGCCUGGGCAACCAGUACCGGGGUGUACGGCAGAAGGCAGCUGGGAGCAAGUGCUCACUCCAGCAGCGGCACGAGGUGCUGAAGACGGAGAACCCCGGAGAUGCCUCUGACCUACAGGGGCGGCAGCUGCUGGCUGGCUUGGACAAGGUGGCCAGUGACCUGGACCGGCAAGAGAAGGCCAUCACAGGCAUUCUGCGGCCCCCACUGGAGCAGGCCCGGGCCGUGCAGGACUGCGCCGAGCGAGCCAGGGACCUCAAGAACAUCACCAACGAGCUGCUGCGGAUCGAGCCCGAGAAGACGCAGAGUGUGGGCGAGUGCGAGGCCUUCAUCCAGGCGCUCCCGGGCAGUGGCACAGCGCCCCUGCUGAGGACCCGGGUGGAGGACACUAGCCGGAAAUAUGAGCGCCUGGCACAGCUGCUGGAUGCCGCCCAGGAGAAGGUCAACAUGGCCAACCACCUGGAGAAGAGCCUGCAGCAGGGCCGGGAGCUGCUGGCCACGCACGAGAACCGGCUAACCCAGGACGACUCGGUGCCCGAGAGCGGCCGUGACCUGGACCGCAAGAGGCAGGAGCUGGCAGCCAUGGCCUCUGAGCUGCAGGCCCAGAAGGCCCUCCUGGACGAAGUGCAGCAGAACCUGCAGGUGGCCAGGCACUGCUCGAGCACACUGGCCAGCCGCUUCCAGGAGCAUUGCCCUGACCUGGAGCGCCAGGAGGCUGAGGUGCACAAGCUGGGCCAGCGCUUCGAGCACCUGUGCCAGCAGGUGGAGCACAGGGCCCAGAACCUGCAGAGUGCCAAGGCUGCCUAUGAUGACUACCGUGGUGGCUAUGACCGCAUGCUGCAAUUCCUGUCCGGUGUUCCCAGUUACGAGCCCCUGGAGACAGACAGCCUUAACCAGAUGGAGACCAAGCUGAAGAACCAGCGGAACCUGCUGGAUGAGAUAACCAGCAGGGAACAGGAAGUACAGAAGAUCUACACCAGUGCCCAGCAGUACCAACAGGCUGUGAAGGACUAUGAGUUGGAAGCAGAGAAACUAAGGUCCCUUCUUGACUUGGAGAACGGCAGGAGCAACCACGCGCACAAGAGAGCCAGGCUCCAGUCUCCUGCCGCCAAAGUGAAGGAAGAGGAAGCAGUCCUUGCCGCUAAGUUCACUGAGGUUAACGCCAUCAACAGACAGAGGCUGCAGAAUCUGGAGUUUGCUCUGAAUCUCCUGAGACAGCAGCCAGACGUAGGUGUGACCCAUGAGACCCUGCGAGGGUGCACACCGGGCUCCAGAGGGGAGGAGGCCUGGAAGAUCAGGAAGGAACUGGACGAGGAGAAAGAGCGGAGGCAGCAGCUGGAAGGUGAGGUGGCAAGCACCCAGGAGGAGAUCCGGACCUUGCGGGGCCAGAGGCCUCAGGAGUCAGUGGUGAGGAAGGAGGUGCUGAAGAAGGUCCCGGACCCUGCACUGGAGGAGAGCUUCCAGCAGCUGCAGCAGGCCCUGGCAGAGGAGCAGCACAAGAACCAGCUGCUGCAGGAGGAGCUGGAGGCAUUGCAGCUGCGGCUGCGCACCCUGGAGCAAGAGGCCAGGAGCGGGGGGCAGGAGUACGUGGUCAAGGAGGUCCUGCGCAUCGAGCCUGACCGAGCCCGGGAGGACGAGGUCCUGCAGCUGCGGGAGGAGCUGGAGGUGCUGCGGCGGCAGAAGGGGGCCCGGGAGGCAGAGGUGCUCCUCCUGCAGCAGCGCGUGGCCACGCUGGCUGCAGAGAAGGGCCGCCUGCGGGAGAAGGUCACCGAGAAGGAGGUGGUGAAGUUGCAGAACGACCCCCAGCUGGAGGCAGAGCACCGGCAGCUGCAGGAUGCGUGCCAGCGCCAGGGCCAGCUCCGGGAGAAGCAGGAAGAGGAGCUGAGCUUCCUCCAGGAUAAGCUCAGGAGGCUGGAGAAGGAGCGGGCCCGGGCCGAGGGCAAAAUCACCGUCAAGGAGGUGCUCAAGGUGGAGAAGGACGUGGCAGCUGAGAGGGAGGUCGGCGACCUCGCUCGCCAGUACAAGGACGAGGCCGCCAAGGUUCGUGCCAGCCAGAGGGAGAAGACUGAGCUGCUCCGGAAGAUAUGGGCCCUGGAGGAGGAGAAUGCCAAGGUGGUGGUACAGGAGAAGGUGCGGGAGAUCGUGCGGCCCGACCCCACGGCAGAGGGCGAGGUGGCCAACCUCCGCCUGGAGCUCGUGGAGCAGGAGCGCAAGUACCGGGCCGCCGAGGAGCAGCUCAAGAGCUACCAGAGUGAGCUGGAGGCCCUGCGCCGGCGGGGCCCUCAGGUGGAGGUCAAGGAGGUGACCAAGGAGGUCAUCAAGUAUAAGACCGACCCUGAGAUGGAGAAGGAGCUGCAGCGGCUCCGGGAGGAGAUCGUGGACAAGACCCGGCUGAUUGAGAGGUGUGACCUGGAGAUCUACCAGUUGAAGCAGGAAAUCCAGGCCCUGAAGGACAGCAAGCCCCAGGUCCAGACCAAAGAGGUGGUGCAGGAGAUCCUCCAGUUCCGGGAAGACCCCCAAACCAAAGAGGAGGUGGAGGCCCUGAGGGCGAAGCUGUUGGAGGAGCAGAAGAGGCAGGUGGACCUGGAGCGCGAGCGGGCUUCCCAGGUGGAGCGGAUCGCGCACAAGGAGGAGGAGCUCUCACAGGUGAAGGAGCGUGUGGUGCAACAGGAGGUGGUCCAGUACGAGGAGGAGCCGGGCCUACGGGCCGAGGUGAGCACCUUCACAGAGAGCAUUGACGCGGAGCUGCGGCAGAUAGAUAAACUGCGUGUGGAGCUGCGGCGGCUGCAGCGCCGGCGCACUGAGCUGGAACGGCAGCUAGAGGAGCUGGAGCGUGAGCGGCAUGCACGCCGGGAGGCCGAGCGCGAGGUGCAGCGGCUGCAGCAGCGGCUGGCUGCGCUGGAGCAGGAGGAAGCAGAGGCGCACGAGAAGGUGACCCGCAAGCAGAAGGUGGUCCUGCAGCAGGACCCUCAGCAGGCCCGGGAGCAUGCCUUGCUCAGGCUCCAGCUGGAAGAGGAGCAGCACCGGCGGCAGCUCUUGGAGGGCGAGCUCGAGACCAUGAGGCGGAAGUUGGCUGCCCUGGAAAAGGCGGAGGUCAAGGAGAAGGUGGUCUUCUCUGAGAGCGUCCAGGUGGAGAAGGGUGACACGGAGCAGGAGAUCCAGAAGCUCAAGAGUAGCCUGGAGAUGGAGCGCCGGAGCAAGAGAGAGCUGGAUGCUGAGGUGAACCGGCUGGAGGCCAGGCUGUCCGAGCUGGAGUUCCACAACUCCAAGUCAUCCAAGGAACUGGACUUCCUAAGGGAAGAAAACCACAAGCUGCAGCUGGAGCGGCAGAACCUGCAGUUGGAGACCCGAAGGCUCCAGUCAGAAAUUGAGCUGGCAGUGACGGAAUCGCGAGACCUGCAGAGCAUGGCCACAGUGGACUCUGGGCCUAACCUGGACUCCAGACUGUGGUCUCUGGAGAGAGAACUGGAUGACCUCAAGAGGCUCUCCAAGGACAAAGACCUCGAGAUUGAUGAGCUGCAGAAACGCCUGGGCUCUGUUGGUGUCAAGAGGGAACAGAGGGAGAACCACCUGCGGCGCUCCAUUGUCGUCAUUGACCCUGACACGGGCCGUGAGCUGUCCCCGGAGGAAGCCCACCGCACUGGGCUCAUCGACUGGAACAUGUUUGUAAAACUCAGAAGCCAGGAGUGUGACUGGGAGGAGAUCUCAGUAAAGGGUCCCAACGGGGAGUCCUCAGUGAUCCACGACAGGAAGUCUGGCAAGAAGUUCUCCAUUGAAGAGGCCCUGCAGAGCGGCAGGCUGACCCCUGCCCAGUAUGACCGCUACGUCAACAAGGACAUGUCCAUCCAGGAGCUGGCGGUUUUGGUGUCUGGACAGAAGUAGCUACAGCCCUUCUACCACCUCUUAGGCAGACGGCUGGCCCUUUCCUACAGUGACCUCCUGAGUGUCAUCUUCUCCCUGGCCCUUGUGCAGGCCCAACACUUUAUCCACACCCUGCUGCCAGGUUCUUCAGAGCACAACCCACGGAUGUAGGCUGGAGACAGGCAGCUCUCGUCCCAGCCAUCGGUCAUGCCAGGUGAAUGACCUGCUUUGUCCUGAGAUGAUCUGACAGCCACAGCACCCUUCUUUUUUUCUCCCUUUUCCUAUACACU